CUUGUUCUUAAGAUAGUGGUUUGAACACUUUUUUACUUUCACAGUCUAAAUGUGCUAGGAUAGUAUAAAAACAGUACAAAGUGACACUCAUUGAAUUUGAUUUGUAUGCAUAAUGUUCUACUGAUCAUGAUUUAUACUUCUCUACAGGAAUGUGUGAGGGGAGUGCUUAAAAACAAGACGGUUUUACUUGUAACUCAUCAAGUUGACUUCUAGCAUAAUGUUGAUCAUAUUUUGGUCAUGAGAGAUGGGAUGAUAGUACAGGCUGGAAAGUAUAAUGAUUUGCUAAAUUCUGGCCUGGAUUUCAAAGAGCUAGUAGCUGCCCAUGAAACCUCCAUGGAACUUGUAGAAAUAAGCACCACUAUUCCCAGCAAAAGUUCCCCCAGUCCUCAAAUAUCUCCUCAACUCUCUUCGAACCACCAGGAAGCCAAUGGUGGAAACAACUCUUUGGACCAACCAAAGUCUGAUAACAGGACUUCUAAACUCAUCAAAGAAGAGGAGAAAGAAACAGGCAAAUUACUAUCUUGCAUCAUCUCGUGAAUUAACUCGACUCAAUUCAAUCACAAAAGCUCCUGUUAUCCAUCACUUCUCAGAGAACAUAUCCGGAGUUAUGACGAUCCACUCUUGGAAAAUUCAGAACAUGUUCUCCAAGGAAAAUGUUAAACGGGUUAACGCCAAUUUACGUAUGGAUUUCCACAACAGUGGGUCCAAUGAGUGCUUUGGUUUCCGUAUGGAGAUGCUUGGGAGUUUAGUUUUCUGCAUUUCCACUGUAUUCAUGUUCUUGUUUUCAAGCAGUAUAAUAAAGCCAGAGAAUGUUGGUUUAACUCUCUCCUACUGAUUGCCCCUGAAUGGUGUGCUGUUCUGAGCCAUUUAUAUGAGCUGCUUUGUCGAAAAUAAGAUGGUAUCGGUUGAGAGGAUAAAACAAUUUAUAAACAUCCCAUCAGAAGCAGCAUGGGAGAUAAAAGACCGUCUUCCUCCUUCAAAUUGGCCUUCCUGUGGCAAUGUCGAGCUCAAAGACUUGCAGGUAGUUUACCUUCAGUUCUAUUUAUAUCUUCUGAACAAAUAAAGUCAAAUCUUACAUUCCAUGAGCUGCUACACUCUAGCCAUUUGUCGUCCCAAAUGGUAUAUUUGUAGUACAUCUUCCAUGGCUAGUGUAGUGGACGGACAAAUGAAGUGGUCUGCAUGCAAGUUGUCAUUACUUGGUCAUCUCCGUUACUUUGUCUCAAGCUAAAUAAGCCCUGUUCCUUUUGAUAUCGUCC
Prunus avium (sweet cherry) is the source of this 1256-nucleotide messenger RNA. The record is from RefSeq and is a predicted model, not a curated record. NCBI's taxonomy places the organism in Eukaryota, Viridiplantae, Streptophyta, Magnoliopsida, Rosales, Rosaceae.